AUCCAAGUGGUGCAGGCAGGCUGCAGAAGCAGCAGCAGGAGGAAAGAAAAAAUUGCUGCUGUGAAAAUAUGAAAGUGAAAAUGUCCUUUAGUCCUGUCAUGUGUUAUUUUCUACUGUUUAUUUUACUUGAUGUCGCUGUCAAGUCGCAGAUGUCAUCAAAUUCUAAUAGUAAUGCUUUCCUACAAGACAACAAUGAUGUGAAGUACAUUGUGGAUAACAUUCCCAUAUCUGUACACAAGGAAUUUUCCCGUAACUCUGGAGCGAAUGUUCAAAAUGGCGAUGAAAGCACAAAUUAUAAUUUAAAAGCACACUUGAAGUUUCAUCCGGCUCUUCUGGACUUUAAGGAAAGGCCGUUGGGAGUUCCGCACCAUGAAAAGGUCACGAUUACCAACCUUCAUGAGAAUAAGACGGUGCACAUGUCGUCCAUAUCUGGCAACACCGUUCACUUCCACAGCUCCUUCUUUGAAGACAAGGUUAUUCCACCUCUGGGAAACACUUCCUUCAACGUUGUGUUCCUGGGACGGGAGGAGGGAGAAAUUGAGAGCAACCUCUUCAUACAUACAUCGGAGGGAAGCUUUAAGUAUCAGGUGCGAGGGUCAAGUGUGCAGAGCCCGUACAGACUUCGGCCUCUCUCUGGUGUACGGCUGCCUCUCAACGCUUCCUUCUCACCCGUCAUCCAGAUGCACAACCCUUACGCCACUCCGUUACAGCUGGUAGAGGUGUACAGCAGUGGUGGUGAGUUUCACUUGGAGCUCCCCUCAGGACAGCUGGAGGGCCCGAAACAUCUGUGGGAGAUUCCUGCGUUCCUCACCAAACCCAUCAUUCGGGUCAGGUUCCACGCUCGAGCACAGAAAAACCACACGGCCUAUAUUAGGUUAAAGGUUAACAACAGUGAGGAGGUGCUGGUGGUCCCUCUGGAGGUGGAGGUCGGCCCGAUCUGCGGACUCUAUAGUCCCGAGGAUGUGAUAGACUUUGGCAUCGGAGGCAGCAACGACCCUCCCACCACUAUCAAACUGUGGCUACACAACUCAUGGAAGAAACCUAUCAAAAUACAGAACGUGAUCAGCACACCCGUCUCCAAAGCUCUCAGGAUAGAUUUCCUACCUGUCAAAGUACCAGCAGAGUCGGACGAACCAACAGAUGUGGCACAGUUGACGUUUGAUUGGGGAAUGGCGCUGGAAACGGGUCACACAUCUGGUAGGAUAGUAGUGAAAAGCAAACAGAGCAAUCAGAAACUAGUGAUCCCGUACACGGCUACGGUGUUGGACGGAGGACUGAGUUACGACAGUCAGGUGACGAGGUUCCGUACAGACUCGGACAACAUCCCUCCCCGUACAUUUCACCUGACAAAUAAUUUCAAACUCCCAGUAGCUGUCACAGAGGUUAGCCUGUCCAGUGAGGCCGCGGCUUAUUUUCAGUUGAGCAAGUUCAAGCCUCGUAUUCUACAGCCCACAGAGACUGCUCCAUUGUUCGACAUAUCUCCGCAUAUAUCUCCACAUUUGACGCUAGACACCACCAUCGCUGUGGUCACUAAUGUGUCUACGUUGGCCGUGCCCUUGCUGUGCUAUGACGGCAGACUGGUCAAGGUGAUCUCGCGAAGGAACGACUCCGAGCUGGAGCUGGGCACUGUCGGCAGUGGGACGGAAAAGCAAGUGUUGUUUGCUCUAGUCAAUGAGAACCCGGUGCCCGUGACGCUACUGUCGUGGGAAACCAGUCUCCCGUCCACAACUGUCGACGUAGUGGCAGUCCACAGCGGCAACGUUACGUCUUUCCUAUCGCAGCUCGACCACACGCUGCACAACCUCACGGACAAGCAGGUAGUGGUGAGUCCUGGACACUAUGUAGUACUGAGAGUCCUGGUACAAGCAGCACAGGUCGGAGAGUCUCAAGCACACGUCACUGUACACACAGAGUACGAGACCAUUCAGAUACCCACACACAUGCGAGUGGAACACGGCAGUCUCAAAGUCACUCCGGAUCCUAUCGUAUUCAACGAUUGUUUCCCGGGUAAAGUGUGCUCCGAGACACUGAGAGUUCAGUCGCUGUUCUCCGUGGCUAUGGCAGUGACUGGGGUAAGUGGGGCAGACCCCCGUCUGAGUUUUACCCCCGCCUCACCCCCGCUACUGCCCCCCGCCACGACCACUGACAUCGGCACGCUUAGUUUUGACACCAGGGUGAUGUCGGUUGAGGACAACUACCUCGCAACUACGCACAAUACUACAGGUUCCACCAGAUGGGCAGACACCUUGGAGUUGCCAGCUCAUUGUCCUGACUAUGACCUGGGACUGUUGGUGGCGAGAUAUGACCACUAUCACAAUCUGUCGUCUCGUCUACUCAACAUGACUCUGCGACUGGACACGACCGAGGUGAGAGAGCACAUGUUUGCUGUCAGAGUGGCUCUUAGCUGGCCCAGACUGGCCAAGGACCUGGUCUACCCUCUCACUCAGGUUGACAACACGACACAUCACACCCUGUACAUCAGCAACCCCGGCACUCAACACGCUCUCUACGUACAGCUAGUCAUGGACCAUCACUACCCCAGCGCUGCCAAACUGUUGGACAAUCUGCCCGAGAGGCUGAGACCAGAACCAGUAGCGGGAGCGCAGACGGGGGCCGGGAAGUUUGUCAUAGACACAAGUCAGUCCCAGUACAGAGUGACGGCGGGGGCACAUAGAGACUCUUGGGUGUUCCUGCUGCCCCCCGCCACCAACACUAGUGUCAAAGUGGGGUUCACACCUGCGGGGCCUCAUCUCUACAGUGCUACGUUGCUGCUCAGAAAUAACUUGACAGUGCUGGAGACAAUUCAGCUUAGAGGGGCAGGAGCGUACACUCAGUUCAAGUUCGGCAACCGCAAGCCUGGGUCUACGACUCCACUACUCUUCGAACUUGCCGAGAAACAUCUAAAAGACUGUGAAAGAGAGAAGCAGCGCAAGUUCCCUGCACCCAACCUGACGGUGAAGCGGUCAUUCACGGCUCGCAACACAGGAGCUUUGCCCAUCUCGGUGAGAGGUUUCCACAUCAGCGGGCUGGCGUGUGAAGGCUACGGUUUCCGAGUACUGAACUGUGAGGCUUUCAACCUUCCACCCAACUCUACACGCAAGGUGGACAUAGCCUUCACCCCAGACUUCACGCUAGCCAGGGUGCAACGUACACUGGGUGUGUGGACUAGUGAGGGAGACAGUGCUGCCAACUACACUCUGGUGGCCACACUGCCACCCUUCCUGCUCAGUACGUGUUCUGGCGUGUUGGCGAGACCUGCCUGGGAGCCGCUGUUGUACUACUGUGCUGUCACGUUCAUGAUGUUCCUGCUAGUCUGUGUUCUGGCCGCAGCAUUUCUAGAGUCUGACAGAGCGCUCAAGUCUGCGCUGAUGGCCAUGUCCAGGGACAACACUGUUCAACCUGUACUUGAUCUCAAAUCCAUAGGUACGGGGGUGGGCCUCGGCAGUAGUGGUGGUGGAAGUACAUCAGCCCCUGACAAGCCUGACACAUCGUCUACCAUGUGGACCAAAGCCCCGAGCUCGCCUCCCACCACACAUGACAAUGAGAUGAAGGAGAAGCCAGUGAAAGCUGAGACAGACAAUGUAGCCGCAGUGUUCACCUCGGUCAAGCCAGUCUCUACCUCGUCCAAGAAGAGAGAAAAGACCGUUGUGUCUAAGAGGUUCAGCGACCCGGUGGACUCUGCCUGGGCCAACGUCUUCUCUAAGCCAGUUAGCAGUUCUCUACCCAAGUCUCAGGCCAAACCUGUGCCGACAGCCACAGAAACGCCGAAACCACCGUCUUCCACAGAGUCCAAACGGAAAGUCACCAAGAAAAAUUCAAAUCCAGGGAGAAACGUAGCAGCAAGAGAAACAGUCAGUCUGGCAGCAAACGUUGGCGAAGAUACAGAAACGUCCUCCACUACUACAGAGAGUUCCCAUGACGACGGGGACAAGGAGGUGGAGGUGACUAUGGCUCUGCGAGAGUGUGACAAUGCUGCCACAACGACGGGACACAAGGCUGGCCGUACGCGAGCAGCUAAAGUUACGUCCGACACAACCAAGAAGAGCUCAGCACCCGACCGCAACAACGGAGGAAGCGCUUCGUCUCUGGAGGCGGAGUGGGAGGACGAGGACCUCACCAGUAACGGCAAAAAGGCGCACGCUUCGACACGCAACAGGAAGGCCAGCAACAAGAGCAAGACACAGACCGCGGACACUACGCAGAUCACACAGAAUCUGAGUGGCCGUAGCAAACCCUCCAGCAACAAACAGCCGAGUUCUCGCAACAAGGAAAAACAGACUGUUACGCAGAAGAGAUCAAUUGAAAAACUGCCCUCACUGCCUAAACCCGUAGUGUACGAGCCGCCUCCACCUCCACUAGCCGUGUGGGACGAGUCCAGAGCUUCCUUCAGUGACGUGGUCGCCAGGUCAGAUGCCAACAAGCACCAGACAGAGGCCCCCGCCAACCCCACACACACUGCGCCAGCCCCCGCCAACCCAUCACAUCUCGGUCCCAUAGGAUCCAAGAAGACAUUCCCCAGUGUGUGGGGCUGGAAUGUGUCAGCCCCUGCACCUACACCUGAUCCCACAAGUUGUUCCAGCUUUUUCAUGGACACGUUCGACACCAGACCGCAACCACAACAGACUGUACAGCCUCGGAAUUGCAAGUUUGGGGCGGCCGAGACAUGGACGGAGCCCCCGCUGCUACUGAAGAUGUUGCAAGCCCAAGAGCAACGGAGACUUGAGGCAGAAGAGUUCCAACGACGCCCCGUCUUCCAAGACACAUGGACACCCUGGGAGCCGAUCUGUACUGGCAGUUCAGCUCCUGACACCACCCCCGCUCCACCUCACACUACAGGACUGUGGGGCAGUGAUGUGUGGGCUCCACCCCCGCCACCAGACACCUGGGCCCCGCCUGGGCUAGCACCUCGUCCUCCACCUCGCCUGCCCUGCGACGACCCCACCAACCCUGACCUGGACCUCGGUCUGGAAUACGACCCGUUCCGCUCUCUAAGCAACAUCUGGGCUCCAAACACCCCAAACAACUUCUGGAAACCCUCGACCACACGCAACAACUAACUUUCACCCUUAUUGACAAGAGAAUUUUCAUUUCAACUUAUUGACAAGAAAUGUACAUCAUUUAGCAAGACUCAUUUUUGAUUUCUCAAAGUUGUUUUUCUUUUGUAAGGUCUUACGACCAUGGAUAUUCUGUAGUAUCCACUCGCAACAUCUAUCGAGGCUUGAGUUCUACAUUGAGAAUAUAACCUAAAGUAUCUUAGGUGUUGUACUUAAUUUUUUUAAUUGUUUGGAUAGUUUUAGUUUACGUGGCCUACUAACAAUGGAGGAGUAAUUUAUGUUUUACAUCCAUUUACGACGGAGAGUGUAGAACUCAUGCCUCGUUAGAAGUGCUAACUUAUAGAUCUUGUGGAUUUACGUAAUUCAAUGUUUUUCAUUUUAAUUUACUGCCAACAAACUCUGGUCUUAGUCUCGCCAAAGAUUGACGUCGUAACCAGCGUAUCGUGGACUGUUGGAUCCUACCUGUUGUGUCGUCAGACAAACGCUACUUCGGCAACAAAAUAAAUAUUUGUUUUUUAUAA
Macrosteles quadrilineatus (aster leafhopper) is the source of this 5575-nucleotide messenger RNA. It is a transcript of the gene Tmem131, whose product is annotated as transmembrane protein 131. The transcript is spliced from 33 exons. The coding region runs from base 69 to 5057 and encodes 1662 amino acids. Gene Ontology annotation, cellular component: membrane. The record is from RefSeq and is a predicted model, not a curated record. NCBI's taxonomy places the organism in Eukaryota, Metazoa, Arthropoda, Insecta, Hemiptera, Cicadellidae.